GCGCCCUGGUUACCAUCUUGAUUCCUCGUGAGGGUCAGAGGGGCGUGCCUUGGGUGUCACUGGGCGGAGGUAAUCUGGGUUCCCGUUUUAGAUCCCUAUGCUAAUUAUGGCCCGGGUGUAGCUUUGACGACACGGAACCUUUAGGCCACCAGGGAACAAACUCAAGCGUGGGUCAAAGAUGGUUGCUCUUCAAUUGGAGCGAGGGUCGUAGGCGUCGGCUGGGUUGACAGGACCGAGUUUUCCUUCUUGGGGUACCCUACCUUCCCUGUCAACGGUUUCCCCGUGUGUGACAUCUUUAUAGGAUCUAACUAUGUAGCUCUGACUGGCCUGGAAAAGACUACAUACACCAGACUGGCCUUGAACUCACAGAGCUCUGACUACCUCUGCCUUGCAAGUGCUAUAAUCAAAGACAGGGUUUCUCUGUAUAGCCCUGGCUGUCCUGGAACCCACUGUAUAGACCAAACUGGGCUCGAACUUGGAGAUCUGCCUAUCUGCAUCCCAGGUGCUGGGAUUAAAGAUCAUGGAAAACACCCAAGUUAUUAACUGGGAUGCUGAAGAAGAAGAGGAGACAGAAAUAUCCAGUGGGUCCUUGGGGUAUAGCUUGGAGCCUAUAGGGCGGUUACGUCUCUUCAGUAGUACUCAUGGACCAGAAAGAGAUUUCCCACUCUACCUUGGCAAGAAUGUAAUUGGCCGAAGCCCUGACUGUUCUGUGGCCCUGCCUUUUCCAUCCAUCUCUAAACAGCAUGCAGUGAUUGAAAUCUCAGCUUGCAACAAAGCCCCUAUCCUCCAGGAUUGUGGGAGCCUCAAUGGCACUCAACUCGUAAAGCCCCCUAAGGUCCUGACCCCUGGAGUAAGCCAUCGUCUGAGGGACCGGGAAUUAAUUCUGUUUGCAGACUUUCCCUGCCAAUACCAUCGCGUGGAUGUCCCUCCACCUUUGGUCUCUCGGGGACUCCUAACUAUAGAGAAGACUCCCAGAAUACAGGGAGGAUCCCAAACCUCUAGAGUUUUGUUGGCUGAGGAUUCAGAGGAGGAAAUGGAUUUUCCGUCUGGAAGGUGUGUGGCAAAUGGAUCAAGGAAUACAACGUCCCCCUCAGCAACAGUAGUUCCAGAAAGUGAUGAGGAGGGGUCUUCUCCAGCCCCGAGUGUCCCCGGGCCGUCUCUGCCCUUGGACUUGGGCAGUGACACAGAUGAAGAACAAGGUCAGCAACCGGCAGUGGGGGGGUCCUCUUCCGCUGCCAGGAAUGGCAUCCGGCUGGUACAGGCUCAGCCUGCUGAGCAGAAGUUCAAGGACCCAAAAGUCACGAGUGGAGCAGGCAGUGGAGCGGCUCUGGCUGGGCCGGUUGUGGAGAAGAGCCCCACUCCUGGGGAGGACAGUGAUACAGAAGUGGAUGAAGAGCACCAGCCUUCUGUGGACAGUGAUACAGAUAUGGAGGAAGAGAGGAUCCCUAUGACCCCACCUGUAGUUCCUGGGAAGAAGAAGAAGAAGAAGAAGAAGAAGCGAGUCCUGCUUGGAGUUGGUACAAAGGAUCCUGGAGCACCUGGAGCGGCACAUCUGCAGGACAGCCCAGCUGGUAGUGACACAGAUGUGGAGGAGGGCAAGAUGCCACUGGCUGUCCCUCAAGAGAGAAACCACACAUCCAUGGUGAUCAACAGCGAUACAGAUGAGGAGGAUGAAGUCUCUGCAGCAUUCACCUUGGCCCAUCUGAAAGAGAGAGGAAUUACUUUGUGGAGCAGAGACCCAGGCGUGGAAGAGGUCAAGUCCCAACCACAGGUCCUUGUAGAACGAAGCCAGAGUGCCUCUGGGAGAGACAGUGACACUGACGUGGAGGAGGGAAAGAGAGAGAUGGUCCCUGACAGCCCCAUGGACCUAGAAGAAGCUCUUACUGUCACACAUUCAGAGAGCCAGCCUCCCCAUAGACCCGGUGAUGUAGAUGAGGAUGUGGAUAUGAGUUCCCCUGGUGGCCAUCUAGAGGGAAAUCAGGCCUCCUCUGCCACAGUAGACAACAAUGGUGCACAAGAGGAGGAGGAAAUCCCGCCAGAGCCAGCUGUUACCCUGGGGGAGAAGCACCAGCUGCCUCCAGAGGAAGCCCAGCCUCCUGAGGAGGACUGGGAAACAGCUGUGGAGGAAGGCUCAUCUUCAGCAGUGGCAGAUGUAAGAAAGAGCCAGCAGCCAGUAGCAGAAGAUACUGGGACAGAGUGGGCUGCAGCUGGUUCUGAGCAGGAGAGCACUCUGGAGGUGGGGGCCCAAAGCAGGCCACCUGCUACACCGGUGGAGCAGGUGAUGGUAUGUACAGGUACUCCAGGGGGUCCCACCCAGCCACAGAGAAAGGAAGCCCAGACCCCCACAGGAAGAGAGAAAGGAGCACAAAUGGACAGGACCCAGAAUGCCAAAGACUGUUGUGAUGAAUCUGAAGAUCUGUGUCUUCCAGCUACCCAAUGUUUUGUAAAAAGGGAGAGCCAGAGCUCAGAAGCUGUCCAGAGUUUGGAAGAUGAGCCUACCCAGGUCUUCUCAUGUAUGCUUCCCCAAGAGCCUGGACCUUCCCAUGCUAGUCUUCAGACUCCAGGUCCUGGUGCUCUGGAUGUGCCAUGGGAAGUCUUGGCUACACAGCCGUUUUGUCUGAGAGAACCUGAGGCCUCUGAACCCCGGCUCAUUGCCACCCACCUCGAAGCUCAGGGAUCUAGUCCAUCUCCAACUAGUGUACCACCAGGACACCAGCAUCUGGUUCACAAGGAGCUCUUGGGACUUGAAGACAGAGAGAUACAGACUGUGGAGAAAGCCAUGGGUAUACCAAAGGAAACAGCAGACAGGGUGACCUCUGAGAGAGAGCCGCUGGGAAGGACACCAAACAGUGGGAGAGAAGUCGUGAUGGAGGAAGAAGAGCUAACUCAGGGGAAAGAGGACAGAGAGCCAGAGAAGGGGUUAGCUAGAGACAGGCAGGGACAACAGUCUGACAAGGUGAAGGGUAGGGGUCGUGAAGGGAGUGGAGAGAGUUUGAAGGUAGAAACGGAGAUGUCCAAAGACACACAGAAGAGAGAGAGAGAAGUAGGGAACCCUGAACCGGAGACAGAGUGGGCGCCAGCUGGUUUAGAAGUGACCCUAGACAGCGGGUUAACAGAGGGAGGAAGCCAUGAUCAGACAGAGCAGAUUGCUGAUUUAACACUAAAGCCUGGAUUUGGCAUGGGGGACCUUGAGGAACUUGCACCAGCCCUGGUAGUCUCUGGGAGCCAGGGAGAUGGAGGAAAGGGAGACCCUGUGAGCCCCGGGAGGCAGCAGAGAGGCCACUUGAGUUUCCAGAUGACAUCUGCUGAAAAGGCCUCCAAGGGUGAUCCAGAACCCCCAGCCCAUGGCCUGCUUUCUCCGGUGCCUGAAGCUUCAGCUCCACCUCAAAGUCUCCUCACCUCUCAGAGCCAAAAGCAAUCUACACCUCAGCCUCUGUUUUUGACAUCUUCCCCUUCUGAGAUACAGCUUCCUGGGAUUCUUCAUACAAAGCCUAAUGUUAGGCCACGGCGGUCUUCCAGGAUGACUCCCUCCCCACAUUCCUCUGCUGCCCCUAGACCAGCAUCUCGAACCACUCGGGGCAGGGCAAGUAGGUCCUCUACCAGGACCCCAGAACCGACCGUCCCUACAGACUCUGAACUUCAGCCUCCCACCUCCACAGAACAACCUGUCAUCCCCAAACCCGCCUCUCAGGGCACUCAGGGCAGCACAAAUAGUUCCUUUGUUAACACACCUGAACCAGUUGUUCUCACAGGUCCCGAAAUCCAGCCUCCCACCUCCACAGAACAGCUUGUUAACCCAAAUUCCACACCUCGGGCUACUCGGAGCAGGCCAAGUAGGUCUUCCAUCAAGACCACAGAACCACUUAUUCCCAUUGGCCCUGAACUCCAGCCUCUCCCCUCCACAGAACAACCUGUCAUACCUAAACCCACAUCUCCGGCCACUCGAGGCAGGCCACGUAAGUCUUCUGUCAGGACCCCAGAACUAGUUGUCCCCACUGUUUCUGAACUCCAGCCACCCACCUCCACAGAACAGCCUGUUAACCCUAAACCCACAUCUCGGGGCAGACCACGUAAGUUUUCUAUCAGGACCCCACAACCAGUUGUCCCCACUGUCUCUGAACUCCAGCCACCCACCUCCACAGAACAGCCUAUCACCCCUAACCUCACAUCUCAGUCCUCUCAGGGCAGGUCAAGUAGGUCUGUCAGGACUCCAGAACCAAUUGUCCCCACUGGCCAUGAACUCCAGCCACCCACCUCCACAGAACAGCCUGCCACCCCUGAGCCCUCAUCUCAGGGCAGGACACAUAAGUCUUCUGUCAGAACUCCUGAGGCAAGCAUUCCCACAACCUCUGAACUCCAGUCGUUCACCUCUAGAGAACAGCCUGCUCACAAGCCCACAGCUCUGGGCACUCGGGGAAGGAGAUGUAAGGCCUCCAAUGAGGAUUCUGAAUCAGUUGGACCAGUAGCCCCUGAUUUUGAGCCUCCCAUCUCCAAAGACCAUCUUGUUGCCCCUGAGGUGAUAGGUCAGAGCAUAACACUAAAGUCUUCACCACUAAGUGCUCCCCCAGUUUCCACUACCCCUAAACUCCAGCCUCCUGUCCCCACAGCCCAGCCUGUUCCCCUGGAGCCUAUUCCUCAAGCUAGUCACCGAAGGAGGCGGAAGGCUGCUGGGAAACAGGGCUCCCACACAGUUCCCAUUGGCCACGAGCCUUACUCUGCACCCUCUGAACCUGAGUCCCAAUCUUCAACCAGCCAAGGCUCAGGGACAUUAGAAACAGCUGAGUCGAUUACAGUCACUCCUGAGCCCACUGUUCCCCAGGUUCCAGAGACCCCCACUCACAGUCCUCUGAUGCAAAAUGAAGCAGCUGGGAGACCAGGGCCCAUUCCCAAGCCCCAGCCUGAGGCUUCUCAAGUCCGCAAGAAGCCUUCCACUACCACAGACUCACCAGUUCAAAAACGUCCCCGAAGACGAGUUCCCCAGAAGACCACAGAACCCAAGGAAGAAGAUCUUUCAGAAACUCAAGUGAAGGAAGAGUCUCAGGAGAAAGCAAUUCCAACACCAGACAAAAGAAAGAGGCACCGUGCCGAAGACGAGACCCAAGGAAACCCAAGUCGAAGCCGGCGGGCUAAGCCUAACCAAGAAGCGGCAGCCCCCAAGGUACUGUUCACAGGCGUUGUGGAUUCUCGUGGGGAGCGUGCAGUCCUGGCUCUGGGAGGCAGUCUGGCCAGCUCCGUAAAUGAGGCCUCCCACUUGGUCACUGAUCGCAUCCGCAGGACAGUCAAGUUCUUGUGUGCCCUGGGGAAGGGGAUCCCCAUCCUCUCCCUGAACUGGCUGUAUCAGUCCAGAAAGGCAGGUUGCUUCUUGCCGCCGGAUGACUACUUGGUGACUGAUCCUGAACAAGAGAAGAAUUUUAGCUUCAGCCUUCGGGAUGCCCUGAGCCGAGCUCGGGAGCGAAGACUGCUGGAGGGCUACGAGAUUCAUGUGACCCCUGGAGUGCAGCCACCCCCACCUCAGAUGGGAGAGAUCAUCAGCUGCUGUGGAGGCACAAUCCUGCCCAGCAUGCCCCAUUCCUAUAAGCCUCAUCGAGUUGUCAUAACUUGCACCGAAGACCUUCCUCGCUGUGCUAUUCCAUCUCGCCUGGGGCUACCUCUCCUCUCUUCUGAGUUCCUCCUGACUGGAGUGCUGAAGCAGGAAGCCACCCCAGAGGCCUUUGUCCUCUCCAAUUUGGAAAUGUCAUCUACCUAAAAAGAAAAAAAAAAAUCUACCAGCUAACACUCAUAGAAAAAGGAACACACACACACACACACACACACACACACACACACAAUCAAGACUGAACAAGAUUAUCACACCUUUAGUCUCAGCACUUGGGAGGCAGAGAUAGGCAGAUUUUUCUGAGUUCCAGACCAGCUAGGGCUACAUAAUGAGAUCCUGUCUCAAAAACCAAAAAGAAAAAAGAAAAAAAAAAAAAACAAAAACUCAGGGUUUCACAAAGGCCUAAGAUGCAUUGAUAUAACUGCUUUGGGAAUGUGGAUAAGACCAAAGAGUUUUUGAAAAAAAGAAGAAAAGGGACUUUUUUCCCUACGAUGUCCAUUUUAAAUUGGCCAACCCAGGUUGGGGGCGUAGUUGUGUGGCAGAGAGAACCCUUGCCAUCAGUGGUCCGUAGCUGCACUGAUGAAGCUGUGGUCCAGGCCCCGAACCCUGGUCUUGCUCCCUUCUUGGAAGUUAUCACUUCCCCUUACCUUGCCGGGAUUCUUACUCAAAGUGAACCAGCUCCCAGGAAUACCUGACUGAGAAGAUACAUGUUUUCUGGUCUGUGACUCACUGGUUAGAAAGGGCUUUUAGUUUUGCUGCAUAUGGCCUGCUUUUCCAGUGUUUGCUGUUAGCUUUGGUCAUCUCUGUGGUAGGUCAGUGCUCACUCAGUCUGCCUGAUGGUGAAUUUCUGGUGUGGUGACACAAGACAAUUUUGAACUUGCACUCAUUUAUCAGUACCAAUUUAGAGUAAAUUAUAUUUGUUUUUAAAAGUUGGUCACUUUCCAGGAUGUAGGACUCUUAGGUACUACCGGUAUUUGGUUUGGCCUCUGCAGUAAAUAGUUUGAAAGUUCCUUUAAAGUUA
This is a messenger RNA of Peromyscus eremicus (cactus mouse), 6617 nucleotides long. It is a transcript of the gene Mdc1, whose product is annotated as mediator of DNA damage checkpoint 1. The coding region runs from base 521 to 5746 and encodes 1741 amino acids. Gene Ontology annotation, molecular function: protein binding. The transcript has 17 exons. Lineage: Eukaryota; Metazoa; Chordata; Mammalia; Rodentia; Cricetidae. The record is from RefSeq and is a predicted model, not a curated record. Gene Ontology annotation, biological process: positive regulation of transcription initiation by RNA polymerase II. Gene Ontology annotation, cellular component: nucleus.